Molecule: messenger RNA, 3698 nt
Organism: Pelodiscus sinensis (Chinese soft-shelled turtle)
Lineage: Eukaryota; Metazoa; Chordata; Testudines; Trionychidae
Source: RefSeq, a predicted model, not a curated record
AGGGGCGAGCAGCUCUCUGCAGUCUUGCCAGCUUCCCGGGAGCUCCCCAGGCAAGUACAGCCGCUUCGAGUCCAAGAUUCACGACUUGCGGGAGCAAAUGAUGAACAGCAGCAUGAGCUCUGGGUCCGGCUCGCUGCGGACGAGCGAGAAGCGCUCUCUCUAUGUCCGAGCCCUGUUUGACUAUGACAGGACCCGGGACAGCUGCCUGCCGAGCCAGGGGCUCAGCUUCUCCUACGGGGACAUCCUGCAUGUCAUCAACGCCUCCGAUGACGAGUGGUGGCAAGCGAGACUUGUGACCCCCCACGGGGAAAGUGAGCAGAUUGGGGUCAUCCCCAGCAAAAAGAGGGUGGAAAAGAAGGAGCGAGCACGAUUGAAAACAGUGAAGUUCCAUGCCCGGACUGGGAUGAUUGAGUCCAACAGGUCGAGCAAAACGAAACGUAAAAAGAGUUUCCGCCUCUCCCGAAAGUUUCCAUUUUACAAGAGCAAAGAGAACCUGGCCCAGGAGAGCAGCGGACAGGAACAGGGCGUGACGUCAAACACCAGUGACAGCGAGAGCAGUUCCAAAGGACAAGAGGACACUAUCCUGUCGUAUGAACCGGUGACACGGCAAGAGAUUCACUAUGCGAGGCCAGUGAUCAUCCUGGGGCCAAUGAAAGACCGAGUCAACGAUGACCUGAUUUCCGAGUUUCCACACAAGUUUGGCUCCUGUGUGCCGCACACUACCAGGCCUCGGCGUGAGAAUGAGGUGGAUGGGCAGGACUAUCACUUUGUGGCAUCCCGAGAACAGAUGGAGAAAGAUAUUCAGGACAACAAGUUCAUAGAGGCUGGGCAGUUCAAUGACAAUCUCUAUGGGACCAGUAUCCAGUCGGUUCGGGCAGUUGCAGAGAGAGGGAAGCAUUGCAUCCUGGACGUGUCUGGCAAUGCCAUCAAGAGGUUGCAACAAGCACAACUUUACCCUAUUGCCAUUUUCAUCAAGCCAAAAUCCAUCGAAGCUCUCAUGGAGAUGAAUCGGAGGCAGACGUAUGAACAAGCCAAUAAGGUCUUUGAAAAAGCCAUGAAACUGGAGCAGGAGUUUGGAGAGUAUUUUACAGCCAUUGUACAAGGAGACUCUCUGGAAGAGAUAUACAACAAAAUCAAACAGAUCAUUGAGGACCAGUCUGGGCACUACAUCUGGGUCCCGUCCCCUGAGAAACUCUGAAGACUUCCCCCACCAACUUCCUUGUGAGCAGAUGUCUGAAAUCCCUCCCUCACCUAUGCUCCAAGGGGGGAGGGGGGAGAGGACAUGAAUACUCCUCCUGCCCCUUUUUUAGAUCGUCGCGAGAUUGAGUUUUCUAGUCCUGUUUCUUUUCGUUGGGAUAAAUCAGUCUCACUUCUGUGACUGUCCCCACCAUUCCUGCAUGGACCUUCCCACUGCUCCAUUAGAGACAGAUGAGAUCCCAUUCAAGUCGUUUUUUAUUAUUAAAACUUAACCCAAGCAAGAUGGGAGGAGAUGGCUGAGGACUUACAUAAAGAACGACCAAAACCAUGGAUUUUUGAAAACGAGCUAGGACUGGAGCUCCGGGGAGCGUUUCUUCCAAGCAUGUGUCACUGCCUUGCAGCUCUGAAGGGUGCAACAGAAAAGCAAGCAUUUUAUUUAUCUGUAUAUGUAAUUUAUAUAUAAUAGAGAUAUUAUAUAUAUAUUAUAUAUAUAUAUAUAUAUGUGUGUGUGUGGACUAGAAAACCUGAGGGACCUCCUAAAAUGGUACUGUAUUAUUGCCUGGAUGUUUUAAAAUGUUUUGUCCCAGUUACUGGGCAUGGGAGUCUGGUCAAGAAGAGAUUGAAACGGUACCAAGUGCUUCAGAUGCUUCUUGCAUCUGGUCAGUUUUCUGAGAACCAAAGCCCAGAUCUUUGGGGUAAGGCAGAGGGGGCCAAGGAUCCAGAAUAACACGUGAAUCUGUAUCAGCUGAUCUGAGUGAGACUGGAAGACCCAGACUGAGCAGGGGUGGCAAAGCGAGAGAGAAUGGAUAAGACAUGAUUAAAUUGCACAUUGUUUUACACACCACCUAAUGUGUUUGCAUGAGAGGUUUCCUUUUUGUUCUAUUUUUUUAAGCAGAUGUUAAACCAAAACCAUAUUGUGUUGCUGUGUCAGCAUUUUUAUUCCAAUUUUCUCAUGUUAAUAAUCUGUGGGUAUAAAGUCCAGUUUUUUAACUUAUUUUUUAAGAUGAUUACAUUGUAAAUAGAACUCAGACCCAGGGAGUCAUAGUUAAGAAAUAAUCUACAGACUUUAUUGAAUGAGCAAGCCGUCUGAUCUCCACUGCUGCCGGAACACUUCACUGUGGAUGCAGCAAAUGCCAUCCAAUUGGUCUCCCUGGGCCCUUAGACUGGAUCUGAAUCUGGUGUGUGAUAAGGUGAGAGAAUUUUAGUUUUUCUCAUGGAAGCACACUGGUAUUCCCCUCUGCUGCUGGAAGAAAACCACAGCUGUGCCUGGAUGGAAACUCACAACUUCCCAAGUCAAUAAUGGAAUUUAAAACAGACUUCAGCAUUUCAAUAACCAUGACAACUGCUAUCCCCUGCCGUGGGGGAGGACGUGUGCUAUUGAACAGCUGUGCAUGCAAUGCAGCAGUGUCUUUUACUGAGUCCCUGGGACUCAGCGCUUGGCAGACAGUGCUUGUUCACUUUUUCUGUUUAGUAUUUCUACUACUGGAAGUGUCUGCAUAAAGCCUGUUCCGGCCUUUGGGAUCCACUGUCUUGGGAGCGUUGCUUGCAGUCUGUUGGGCAUGGAGAUGCAGACAGAAUUGUACAAUCGUACUGUAUAACCAAGCAAUUUUGUGACCAGAUGAGUGGUGUAAGACCACAGACAGGUAGUCUUCCAUAGACUGAGAGGCUGCUGCUUUUGAGAAGCUCAGGUGUGUGCACUUGAAUGUGGCUCCACCUCGGGGAAAGAGCUUCCAAAAGGAUUUGUGGAUUUUCCAACCUAGAUUUUGUUAUUCAGAUACCCUUAAUUCUAGUGCAAGAGCCCCCACUUCUUCCACUCUCAUCCACCAGAGCGAAGGAGAUCACCAUAAAAUGUGAGCAGGUAUGUCUUCCUCCGUUCCAGGUAGUGACAGUUGGAUGCUACAGAAGGAAACCAAGGUUUUCCUAACUAAUGGGAUCAGACCAUUGCUGUUUCCAGUUAGAAAAAAACAUGCUGCUAAUACUGUCCACUCCCUAAGGUGACAGGCGGCUGUUUGUGCUGGUGUGUCGUGUGCAGUGGGCACUGCUGUCAGCGGGUAGACACACACUCUGGGCAGCGAGACCCUGUUCCUUCAGUGAUUGGCAAGGGGUUAGCAGACCGGUGAGAUUCGGGGCAGUGCAGCACAGCACACUGAUAGAAAUACCACUGGCAAGCAGUGGCGCUAAGACUACUGUUGAGGUAGUUGCAAUGGGAUGGCCAGUGUUUAUAGCUACGGCCUAUUCUAUUGGUUCUGCUCUGGAUGCCACACACCCCAUUCUCUGGAGAGCUGGUAGAAGUGAAUUAGGAGCACAUUCCUAAGAUGCUAGUCUUAAGGUUCCAAGUUCCUUUACUCUUUUUCUGUCUCCCCUCUUCUAGUCACAUGGAGAAAAAGGCCAGUGUGCUCCAUGGCACAGGUGAAAGUACCCAAUCAGUCAUGACACUAGUUGCUUACCAGUGUUUCUUCCAAGGAGACAUAUAUUUUUAAUAAACAGAGAGUUGCAAUGAA